Molecule: messenger RNA, 1320 nt
Organism: Tilletiopsis washingtonensis
Lineage: Eukaryota; Fungi; Basidiomycota; Exobasidiomycetes; Entylomatales
Exons: 5
Coding region: 35-1285 (416 amino acids)
Molecular function (GO): GTPase activity
Source: RefSeq, a predicted model, not a curated record
CCAGCAUCGUCCUCUCUCGUUCUUCGUUUGCGCCAUGGCCGCCGUCCUGCCGCCGCCGCCGCGCGCCACCUCUGUGCUCGUCAUCGGCAUGGCCGGCUCGGGCAAGAGCACCUUUGCCGCUGCCCUUGCCCGCACGCGGCAGCGCGACGCCCUCGACGCCGCACAGAGCUCGGCACAGGGCUCGGCAGACGCCGCCGCUGCCGCUGCUGCAGCAGCAACGCCGGACACACGGCCGACGCCCGCAUACCUCGUCAACCUCGACCCGGCAGUCACGACGCUCGGCUACGAGCCAAACGUCGACAUCCGCGACACGGUCGACUACCGCCGCGUCAUGGAAGAGUACAACCUUGGCCCGAACGGCGGCAUCCUCACCGCGCUCAAUCUCUUCACCACGAAGUUCGACCAGGUGCUGGGCAUCCUCGAGAAGCGCGCCACGGACUGCCAAGAGAUCAUCCUGGACACGCCGGGCCAGAUCGAGAUCUUCACCUGGUCCGCCUCUGGCUCCAUCAUCACUGAUGCGCUCGCCAGCGCCAUGCCGACGUGCGUCGCCUACGUCAUCGACACGCCACGCACGACGGCGCCGGCGACGUUCAUGAGCAACAUGCUCUAUGCGUGCAGCAUCAUGUACAAGACGCGCCUACCAUUCAUCCUCGUCUUCAACAAGACCGACGUGCAGUCGUCGGACUUUGCGCUCGAGUGGAUGAAGGACUUUGAGGCCUUCCAGGCGGCACUGGCGGGCGGCAACGCGACGGAGCCGAGCGACGUGGGUGCGCACCCUUCUGUGGCCGCAGCGACACGAGCGGCGCAGCGUGGCGAGGACCAGGGGUACAUCAACAGCUUGAUGAACUCGAUGGCGCUGGUGCUCGACGAGUUCUACAACAACCUGCGGGCGGUGUCCGUCUCGUCGACGACAGGCGACGGCAUUCCUGCCUUCUUCUCUGCCGUGCAGGAGGCGCGGCAAGAGUACCUCGAAGACUACCGGCCCGAGCUGGAGCGCGUCAAGCGCGAGCGCGACGAGAAGCGCGAGCGCAAGAAGGGCGAGGAGGUGGCGCGUCUCAUGCGCGACAUGGCCAUGGGCGAGCAGGCUGGUGCAAAGGAGGACGGCGCCGAGGAGGAGAAGAUCAUCGACCGGUAUGAGGGUGACGGAGAGAUCAUCGAGCCGGAUGCAGACGAAGAGAUGGGCACGCGCGACCCAGACGUCCCGGGCACCAAUCAACGCAACACCCAUGCUCUGCCACGUUCGUCCGGCUGGGACGAUGGAGCACAGUGGCCACGACCCGCAUGAGGGCAAUGCAAUCACUGUCACGCAGCUCGCAGAAG